AUGAACCCACAAAUGACCCCCAAGAAGCGAAAACAGCCGCACCUGUGCAGAUCAUGGAGCAGGCAAUUUUUCGUCGUGGAGGUCCCUGACCAAUCGCUCUCGCUUCACUCCCAGGCACUUUCCAGCAUAAUUGCAGCCCCAAGAAGCGAAAACAGCCGCACCUGUGCAGAUCAUGGAGCAGGCAAUUUUCCGUCGUGGAGCCCCAAGAAGCGAAAACAGCCGCACCUGUGCAGAUCAUGGAGCAGGCAAUUUUCCGUCGUGGAGGUCCCUGACCAAUCGCUCUCGCUUCACUCCCAGGCACUUUCCAGCAUAAUUGCAGCCGCCAGCCCGCGCGGUUCUUUUUCUUCGCGCGCGGCCCGUCGCGCUGCCCGCGCGCCUUGUGUGCUGCGCUCGACCCCCCGCGCCUUCGUCGCCGCGGUCGGGCCUGCAGCAACAGCCGCGGCAGAGACUGCAGUCGCGGCCGUCGCAACUGCUGCAGCAGCCGCCGCCGCCUCUCCUGCCGCGGCCGCCGCUGCAUCUACAGCAGCUGCAGCCGCCGCAUCUACUGCAGCAGCCGCCGCUGCAGCUACAGCAGCAGCAGCCGCCGCAUCUUCUGCAGCAGCCGCCGCUGCAUCUACAGCAGCAGCAGCUGCCGCAUCAUCUACAGCAGCGGCCGCCGCCGCAUCUACGGCAGCAGCAGCCGCCGCAAUCUACAGUAGUGGCCGCAGCAGCUACAGCAGCAUCAGCCGCCGCUGCCUCUGCAGCAGCAGCCGCCGCCGACCCAGCAGCAGCAGCCGCCGCCGAUCCUGCAGCAGCCGCAACCGCCGAGUCUACUCCAUCGGCCGCCGCCGGCCCUGCAGUCCCUACUCCUUCGACGCUGAGGGCCGCCCAGUGAAAUUUGACACCUGGCUCGAUGAUCUGCACCUUUUCCUACAGCUCACUGCCAAGGAAGACAUUUCACUGUACGACCACGCCCUAGGCCAUGCUACUGCCCCUGACUCCUCUGCUGCUAGCACACUGCGCUCCCAGUGGCAGACCCGCGACGCACACGCUCGCUUUGCUAUCCGCAACUCCCUGCCGCUAGAUGAGCGCGAGCACUUCGGCCAGUGCAAGACUGCUAAGGAACUGUACACAGCCGUAGUUGCUCGCUACUCCUCGCCUGCGUCUGCCACCCUAGGCCGCCUCUCCCUGCCCUACCUGUUCCCCGACCUGGCCUCCUUUCACACUGUCGCUGAUCUCAUCACCCACCUCAAGACUAGUGAGGCCCGUUUUCGCGCUGCUAUGCCUGCCGAGUUCCUUGCUAGCAACCCCCCCCCGCUCUGGCUCACCCUCUACCACAUUGUCACCCGCCUCCCUGACUCUCUGCGCACAGUCAGGGACUCCUUUCUAGCUCGCUCCCCUACUGAGCUCACCAUUGCCCUCCUCGAGAAGGACCUACUUGCAGCUGAGGCGAGCAUCGUCGCCGUAGGUGCCUCUCGUGGCGAGCCCCGCACCCCCUUCUUCGAGGGGUGUUCCCCUUCCCCCCUUCUCCCCUCUGUCGCCACUGCUGCUGCUGUUGACCUCCUUGGUGCUGAGAAGGUCGGGGCUGCGUCUGCUUCGAGCGGGCGCCGCAAGAGCAGGGGGGGCAAGGGUGGGGGUGGAGGCGGGGGAGGCGGGGGUGGAGACAGUGGAGGUGGCGGUGGGUCUGGAGAGGCUAGUGGCGGCAGUGGGGGUGGUGACAGCGGCGGCGGGGGUGGUGGCAGAGGCGGAGGUGGCAGCGGCGGCGGUGGCGGUCGUGGCCGUGGCAGGGGUGGAGGUGGCCGAGGCGGUGGCGGUGGCGGUGGUGGUGGUGGCCGUGGAGACGCUGGAGGUGGCCAGAGUCAGCAGCACGCCCCGACCCUCCAGGCCGCCCGUGAGUGGUAUGCGCAGCGUGGGUACACUUGCACGUACGUCAUCCGCACUGGUGACCGCACUGGCCAGCCAUGUGGGAGGCCGCACCCCACGCAGCGCUGCUUCCAGCGCCUGACUGACGCGUGGCGCAUCCAGUUUCCUGGGUCUACUGAGCUCCCCCGCUGGCCUGAGCUGGAAAAGAAGGGUGUUGAUAUCUGGGCUUUAGACUUUGAUGCUAUUCUCACUGCUAUGUAUGCGAUGUCUAUUAGUGGAGAGGGUGCCCAGUACUUGCGUGUUCCGCCCGACCCGGGCAUUCAGGCCAGCCCAGCUGCUGCUCUAGGUGCUAGUGUGUCUGCUCCCACAGGUCCUGCUGCAGCAGCUGCCCUAGGUGCUAGUGCGUCUGUGCCCCCUGGUACUGAGUCGACUGCAGCACUGCACACCUUCACACUGGACUCAGGUGCUUCUCGCUCUUUCUUUCGUGACCGCACUGUCCUUGAGCCACUAGCUCGGCCGGUUGCUGUCUCUCUUGCUGACCCCUCUGGGGGUCCGGUCAUUGCGACCUCCUCCACUACACUUCCGUGUCCAGCGGUUCCGUCCGGCACGCUCUCAGGUCUCUACCUCCCCUCGUUCUCUACGAACUUGGUGGCAGGUUGUGCGCUGCAGGACGGGGGUGUUCACCAGUUCACCCCUGCCUACGAGCGUGUGACACACUGCACGUGUGCUCGGACGGGCCGCCACCUGGCUACUUUCACUCGAGAGCCGGGGUCGGACCUGUACACACUGACCACUGAGUCCCCUCAGGUAGCUGCGUCUGCGUCUGCGUCAGGUCAGCUGUCCGCCCCCUGCUCGUGUCGCUCUCUGGCGCAUGAGACUGUCCUCUGGCACCACCGCCUUGGUCACCCGUCUGUGCAGCGCCUUCGGGCCAUGCACAAACGGGACCUUGUUGCUGGUCUUCCCAGGGUGCUCCCUCCCCUUCCCGACUCCCCUGCUCCUGACUGCAUUCCCUGUGUCGAGGGGCGGCAGCGCGCCGCUCCUCACUCCUCCUCCUUUCCCCCGACGACUGCUCCCUUGCAGACGCUCCACAUGGACGUGUGGGGCCCAGCCCGCGUCCGUGGUCAGGGUCAGGAGAGGUACUUCCUGAUAGUUGUUGACGACUACUCGCGCUACACCACGGUCUUCCCCUUGCGCGCCAAGGGUGACGUCCCUGGUGUUUUGAUCCCCUGGAUCAGCCGAGCCCGUCUCCAGCUAGGCAAGCGCUUUCACUCGGACUUUCCUGUCCUGCGCUUGCACUCUGACAGAGGUGGUGAGUUCGCCUCCGACCUCUUGGCAGCCUACUGUGCUGAGCACGGCAUUGAGCAGUCGUUCACGCUUCCGGCCUCUCCGCAGCAGAAUGGGGUCGCUGAGCGCCGCAUUGGCCUAGUCAUGGAGGUCGCUCGUACCUCCCUGACCCAUGCGGCUGCUCCCCACUUUCUGUGGCCGUUUGCGGUCCGAUACGCUGCGCAUCAGCUCAACCUCUGGCCCCGUGUCUCCUUGCCGGAGACUUCCCCGACUCUGCGGUGGACGGGAGAGGUUGGCGAUGCGUCGCGUUUCCGGGUCUGGGGAUCUCGAGCUUUUGUCCGCGACACGUCCGCGGACAAGCUCUCGCGUCGCGCCGUUCCCUGUGUCUUUCUUGGCUUUGUGCCUGACGCGCCUGGAUGGCAGUUUUACCACGUAGACCCGGGUGAGCCUGUCGAGGUAGCUGUUGACUCGCGUCCUGCGUCUGGGGGUGCUGAGCCUGGGGGUGCUGAGUCUGGGGGUGCUGAGUCUGGGGGUGCGGAGCCUGGGGGUGCUGAGCCUGGAGGUGCGGAGCCUGGCGGUGCGGAGCCUGGAGGUGCGGAGCCUGGAGGUGCGGAGCCUGGAGGUGCUGAGUCUGGGGGUGCUGAGUCUGGGGGUGCUGAGUCUUCGGGUGCUGAGCCUGAGCGUACUACACCUGGAGGAGCCCUCUCCUCCCAGCAGCUGCAGGAGAGGUACCUCGAGUACUGCCGCCUCCGGAGAGGUGCUUCUGGAGCUCGUCCCAGUACUUCCCCUCCUACCCAGGAGCUCCCCCCCAUUCAGGUGAUCCGAGAGUGGUACACACGGCGCUGCAGUCUUCGGAGUGGUGCUCCUGGUGCUGCGGACCCGAGCGGUGGCGCUGUUGCUGGUGCUGAGGACCCGGACGCUGGAGCUGCUGCUGGUGCUGAGGACCCGGGCGUUGGAGCUGCUGCUGGUGCUGAGGACCCGACCGGCGGCGCUACUGCUGGUGCUGAGGACCUGACCGGUGGCUCUGCUGCUGGUACUGAGGACCCGGGCGUUGGAGCUGCUGCUGGUGUUGAGGACCCGGGCGUUGGAGCUGCUGCUGGUGCUGAGGACUCGGGCGUUGGAGCUACUGCUGGUGCUGAGGACCCGACCGGUGGCGCUGCUGCUGGUGCUGAGGACCCGGGUGUUGGAGCUGCUGCUGGUGCUGAGGACUCGGGCGUUGGGGCUGCCGCUGGUGUCCCUGCUGGUUCUGGAGACGCUGCGCGGCCGCGACCGUACUUCGUACCGCUCCUUCAGCAGGUUCUUGGUCAGGCUCCUCCUCCUAGUCCUCCUCCCUCCGUCGAGUGUCCUCUGCCUGUCCAGCCGCAGUCACUGUUACCGCCUGCCUCGCCUCUCCCUGCUCCCUCUCCUUACGCUGGUCCCACAGGAGGUCUUACAGAGCGUCGUGAGCCUGAGUCUCGUCCUGCGUCGCCUGUUCGUACUACUCGCACUGGUCGUCGUGUCCCGCGUGAGCGUCCUCCUCCUGUCCCUGGCACUCACUACAUGACUUUGCGUCCCUCCACUGCUCCGCAGCGUGUCCCGCUGCCGUCUCCUCCUGCGUCCUCUCUUCCUACUCUUCCUGACCCGGAGUCUGACUCCCGUCGUGCGGCCAGUCCCACUGUUACGCGUCUCCUCGCUACAGUUGUCACUGACCCGACCUUUGAGUCCUCUGCUGCGUCUGCUCUGGUCGCUGAGUUGGUUGACUUUGCUGCUCGCUGUCGCUUAGACUACGCUGCCAGCCUUGUCGCUGAGUCUGAGUCUGCCUGUCCUCCGUCCGUCGGGGGUGAGAGUGCUCUUGGCACGGACGUCCUUGAGGACAGACAGGAGGAGUUCCAGUGCUUUGCUGCUGCUUUGCCCCAUCUCGUGUCCAUGCUUGUUGCCCCUGAGGGAGACCCGGAUGCACCAGACAUCCCGACCCCGCGCUCUUACGCUGAGGCGAUGGCGGGUCCCUACUCCUCUCAGUGGCAGACAGCCAUGGACGCAGAGAUGGCUUCCUGGAAGUCCACAGGCACCUACGUCGACCAGGUUCCCCCUCCUGGGGCGAACAUCGUCAGUGGCAUGUGGAUUUUCAGGGUGAAGCGGCCGCCGGGUUCUCCUCCUGUCUUCAAGGCACGCUACGUGGCUCGAGGCUUCAGUCAGCGAGAGGGAGUCGACUUCUUCCAGACCUUCUCCCCCACCCCGAAGAUGACCACUCUUCGGGUGCUGCUGCACAUAGCCGCUCACCGCGACUACGAGCUUCACUCACUUGACUUCAGCACUGCUUUCUUGCAGGGCAGCCUGCACGAGGAGAUCUGGUUGCGCCGCCCUCCUGGCUUCACUGGGUCGGUUCCUCCUGGCACCCAGUGGAGGCUUCAGCGGCCGGUCUACGGUCUCCGCCAGGCGCCACGUGAGUGGCACGACACACUGAGGACGACGCUUGCGGCUCUUGGGUUCGCUCCCUCUACUGCUGACCCGUCGCUGUUUCUACGCACCGACACCUCGCUACCGCCGUUCUACAUCCUCGUGUACGUUGACGACUUGGUCUUUGCCACUGCUGACACAGCGGCACUCGCCCACGUGAAGUCGGAGCUGCAGAGGAGACACACGUGCACAGAUCUGGGUGAGCUGACAAGCUAUCUUGGCUUGCGGAUCACCCGGGACAGAGCACGGCGCACCAUCACCUUGACUCAGUCACACAUGGUGCAGCAGGUUCUCCAGCGCUUCCGCUUCACGUACUCCUCGCCUCAGUCCACUCCUCUGCCUACCGGUCACUCGCUCUCAACUCUGCCUUCGGAUGAGUCCGUAGAGCCGAGUGGCCCGUAUCCAGAGCUUGUGGGCUGCCUCAUGUACCUGAUGACCUGCACUCGACCUGACCUUGCAUACCCCCUUAGCAUCUUAGCACGCUAUGUCGCUCCUGGCCGUCACAGGAAGGAGCACAUGGAUGCUGCUAAGAGGGUGUUGCGCUACUUGUGCAGUACGUCGGGCAUGGGGCUUGUGCUUGGAGGGCGAGACCGGGUUGUUCUCACAGGGCACUCAGACGCUUCUUGGGCAGACGACCAGGCUACUCAGCGGUCGUCACAGGGUUACACCUUCAGCCUUGGCUCUGGCUCAGUUUCUUGGCGUUCUACUCGUUCGUCUUCUGUUCUCAGCUCCAGUUGUGAGGCUGAGAUCUACGCCACAGCCAUGGCUGCUCAGGAGCUGCGCUGGCUGACCUACCUGCUGACCGACCUCGGAGAGCGGCCUCGUUCUCCUCCAGUGCUGUACGUCGACAACAAGGCUGCCAUUGCCUUGUGUGAGGAGCACAUACUGGAGCACAGAACGAAGCACAUUGCCCUGCGGUACUUCCUUGCUCGAGAGCUGCAGCAGCGCGGUCAGCUUCGUCUGCGUUACGUGGCCACUGAGGCCAACACUGCUGAUGUGUUCACCAAGGCACUCCAGCCUUGUGACCAUCAGCGCUUCUGUACUUUGUUAGGCCUUGUGCCUACUGGACCUCACUUGCUCACUUCUUGA
Messenger RNA from Closterium sp. Yama58-4, 6651 nucleotides. Lineage: Eukaryota; Viridiplantae; Streptophyta; Zygnematophyceae; Desmidiales; Closteriaceae. The record is from the annotation of a GenBank genome assembly.